This is a messenger RNA of Ilex paraguariensis (yerba mate), 1933 nucleotides long. Lineage: Eukaryota; Viridiplantae; Streptophyta; Magnoliopsida; Aquifoliales; Aquifoliaceae. The record is from the annotation of a GenBank genome assembly.
GUCUGUUUUCUAAACUUUAGAUCCUUCAAUCAAUCUUCUUGCAGCCCUGUAUGCUGAUCUACUCUGUUUUUUAAUAGAAGACAAUGAUUAUUUUGCAUGUUUUGUGAGUGUUACUUUUAUUUUUCUAAAACAUCUUAGUUUUCAUAUUGUUUUGCAUAAUAUAUGAUAGAUGCUGAGCUUUGUCUUUUGCAGUACGGAUUGGAUUGCCUGGUCUGAAGCAAAUUAGAGAAAAGGGGUGCCUGUUUAUGAUCAAACAGGUGUGGAAUUGUUAUUCUGCACGGUCUGUGAUUGUGGUGGAUGUUUGCUUCACAGUUGUUGAGAAUUCUCCAAACCCUCCCAACCGAUGUGAAUGCUGAACCCUGUUGAACCAAAGGGAACCAUGAAGGAAAAUCAGAAUGGAAUAUUGUACCAUUCAAAUGGCUAUGGAAGGGAUGUUGAUAUGUUAGCAUCGGAGAGGAAGGAUAAAGAUGAAUUCUGGAAAACUCGAGAUCUUAAGUGCUCUGUGGCUGUGGAUGAUUUUGCUUACAGUGAUGACAAAAUCAGAGAUUCCCAAUUGAAAGAAAAUCAGAGUGGUAUUUUGUGUCAAUCAAAUGACUGCGGGAGGGAUGAAGAUUCAUUAGCAUGUGACACAAACAACAGGGAUGAAUUAUGGAGUACUACAAAACUUGAAUCCUCUGUUGUAGAUGAUUUGACCAAUGGAAAUGAAAAGGAAAAUAAUGAUUCAGUGGCACCGUGUAGCAUUCAUUUGGAGUUAUUUCAGAAGGUCACAGAUUUAGUAUCAGAGACAAACGAACGAGAGGAAUUGUGGAGUACUCCAGAACUUGAAUGCACUGUUGUUGUGGAUGAUUUCACCAAUGGUAAUGAAAAUGAAUAUAGUGAUUCUGUGGCACCGUGUAGCAUUCAUUCACAAUCAUUUGACAAGGACACAGAUUUAUAUACGGACAAAAAUGUAAUGGAAUGUGAUCUGCCGGAGUUGAUAGUUUGUUACAGAGAGAGCACUUAUCAAAUUGUCAAGGACAUUUGCAUUGAUGAAGGGGUGUUUUGUGAGGACAAGAUCUUGACUGAAAAUAGUGAGGUUGAUCAGAAAGGUCUUCACACCUCCCUGCCUUGUGAUGAAAAUAAACAAACUGCUGAGGUCAGAGAAAGCGCUGAUAUAGGGUUGCUUGUUCCAAAUGGAUUGACAUCUUCAUCAGAAAAGGAUUGUGAUGACAAUUCUGCCAAAGAUAGUUGGACGAAAGAAAAAAGGGAUACUGAAUUGUUCAUUCCAGAUGAGUUGAAAUCUUCGUCAGAAGAUGGUAUAGACAUGGAUGCUGCUAAGGAAUGUGGUCCAGGGGAUUCAAUUCAAAUCGGUGAAGCAGAUAGUAAUGCAACUGACAAGUUCAGGGAUGAUGCAUCGAGAGAGGAAUUUUUUUCCAGUGGCAUGCUUCCCCAGCUAGAGUUUGCUUCACAGAAAUCUCUAAAGUCACUCCUCGAAUCUUCUGAUAAUGAUGGCAAUGAAGUUAAACAACAUUCUGCACAGAUUUCAUGUGCUGAAGCAGUCUUAGACAGCCCUGUCAUGGCAUCAGCAGCUGAAGACUUGGACAAGAAUGAUUCAGCUGACAACUUAUCUUACAACAGCAAGGUGGACAGUGGAAUCAUUACCUUGUAUUUCGACUCUUCUAAAUCUGCUGCAAGUGGCAGAGAUGAGAAUCCAGAAAAUGUUCAUGAACAACCCUUCGAGUCACAAAUUUUGCACAAUCAUGAUGAUGGGGCUUCUGAUAAUCUUUCAAUUGCUAGCCAAGUUCAACGUGGUGGAGGAGAGUCAAGUUUCUCUACGGCUGGUCCAGUGUCGGGUCUGGUAACAUACUCUGGGUCGAUAGCAUUUUCAGGUAGCAUUUCUCUUCGAUCAGAUAGCAGCACAACCAGCACCCGGUCCUUCGCCUUCCCCAUGUAA